Manis javanica (Malayan pangolin) is the source of this 2328-nucleotide messenger RNA. NCBI's taxonomy places the organism in Eukaryota, Metazoa, Chordata, Mammalia, Pholidota, Manidae. The record is from RefSeq and is a predicted model, not a curated record.
GCUAAGUACGGCUGUCCCAGCGUUACAGGCGAGAAACCCGGGCCUUUCCCAGCUUUGCCAGCCUGUCGCCUCAGAUUUGGCUGCUUGUGGGACAGAAGCGUCUGUCACCCUCCUCGCGAUAUUCCUGGCGCCUCACAUCGCCUCCCGGUGCCCCGGCGGCCGAGCGGCCAGCAGGGAGCGGGCGCCCGACGGGUGCCCUCGGAGCGGACCCUCGCGCCAUGGAGCGGCCGGCGCCCGGCGAGGUGCGCAUGAGCCAGGCCGUCCAGCCCGCGCACGGCAGCCCCCGCGGGGAGCUCAGCGCCGGGCAGCUGCUCAAGUGGAUCGACGCCGCCGCCUGCCUGGCGGCUGAAAAACAUGCUGGGGUUUCCUGUGUUACAGCCUCAGUGGAUGACAUACAAUUUGAGGAGACAGCUAGAGUUGGACAAAUUAUUACCAUCAAAGCAAAAGUCACUAGAGCAUUCAGCACAAGCAUGGAGAUCAGCAUCAGGGUCACGGUACAGGACAUGUGCACUGACGUUGAGAAACUUGUCAGUGUGGCUUUCUGUACAUUUGUAGCCAAACCGGUUGGAAAAGAAAAGAUUCAGUUAAAACCAAUCACACUUCUAACUGAACAAGAUCGUGUGGAACAUAAUCUGGCUUCUGAGAGAAGGAAAGUUCGAUUACAACAUGAAGAUACCUUUAAAACCUUGAUGAAGGAAAGUAGCAAGUUCAGUGAUUCCAUUUGUGAUGAAGAGGAAGGAGUGGUUUCCACAAGGGGCACCUCUGUUCAGAGCAUUGAACUUGUCCUCCCUCCCCAUGCAAACCAUCAUGGAAAUACAUUUGGUGGCCAGAUUAUGGCUUGGAUGGAGACCGUGGCAACCAUUUCUGCAAGCCGCCUCUGUCGGGUGCAUCCCCUUCUGAAGUCUGUGGAUAUGUUUAAGUUCCGGGGACCAUCUACAGUUGGAGAUCGGCUUGUCUUCAAUGCUGUCGUCAACAAUACAUUUCAGACCUGUGUUGAAGUGGGAGUGCGUGUGGAGGCCUUUGACUGUCAGGAGUGGUCGGAGGGCCGAGGCCGUCACAUCAACAGUGCUUUUCUCAUUUAUAAUGCGAUCAAUGAUAAGGAAGAACUGGUCAUAUUUCCCAAAAUCAAACCCAUGUCAAAGGAUGAUUUUAGACGGUAUCGUGGAGCCAAGGCUCGCAAGAGAAUUCGCCUGGGAAGAAAAUAUGUUAUUUCCCACAAAGAAGAGGUUCCACUUUGUGUACACUGGGACAUAAGCAACCAGGUAACCCUGAGUCAUGGCAAUGUGGAAGCUCUCAAAAACCUGGCAGCCAAAAGUGGUUGGGAGGUUACCAGUGCCAUGGAAAAGAUAAAAAUUUAUACUCUGGAAGAGCAUGAUAUUUUAUCUAUUUGGGUUGAAAAGCAUGUGGAAAGACCAGCACACUUGGCUUAUCAUCUCUUGUCAGACUUUACCAAGCGACCUUUGUGGGACCCCCAUUAUGUGUCCUGUGAAGUCAUAGAUUGGGUGGGUGAAGAUGAUCAGAUAUACCAUAUCACUUGUCCCAUAGUAAAUGGCGACAAACUCAAAGACUUGGUAGUACUUGUAUCACGAAGAAGGCCUCUCAAAGAUGGGUGAGUACAUGCAAUUCAAGUGUCAUUGCAAUGAUUUAUAGUAUAGAGUAGAAAGAAUAAGUUGAUAUGAAAAUAAGGAAGGAAACAUAUGCAUUUCUGAUCGUGUUCAUCUGAAUAUUUUCUAGGACCUUUAAUUAUCAUUAAAAAAUCAUUUAUUAAAUGCCACCUGUAUGCAAAGUGCCAUGCAAGAUUCCUAAAGCAGUUCCCUUUCCUUUUGUGCUAUAAACAUUUAAAACCAUGCAUACUUAGCAAAUCAUUGAGACUUUCCAUUAUCAGUAAGUAGUGAAAGCCAAAUAAAACACCAGGAAUUGGUUUAGAAUUUACAAAGACCCAAUUGUGCUAGACCUCCAAAAUGACUAGCUGCCAACAAGGGCUGUCCAUCAGAGUGUCUGUGCGUGAUUUUUCUGUGGGCACUGGACUUCUGGGAGUACCUGGUCUGGGUUCUAAGGGGAAGUGUCCAAAGAGACAAGAAAUGGAAGCUGCCAGAACAGUUAAGAUCUACACUUGGACAGUUCCAAGUGUCAUUUCUAAUGUCAAAACUGGCCUAUAGAAAUAAUCCCACACAUAUAUGAUAUUAAUGCACAUGGAUGUUUCAGUACAGUAUAAUUUAUUAUGGCAAAAGAAGUUAGCUAUAAACAGAAGGUCUAUCUUAUGAAUUACGGUAGAGCCAUACUGCAGAGGAUGAAGUAACUAUAGAGGCACUGAUACAGAAACAUCUU